GGCGACCAAUCUCCUUUCAUCGACUGUUUCUGCCUCCGCUUGAGUCGCCUGUUUCCUCGUUCUUGUCUGCAGGUGUGUCGCUGGAACUCCAGAACCGAGCUCCGGUCUGGUUCCUCCCGUGUUGCCUUCGUUUAAACCCGCUCCAACUCCGACCCGCCGCCGGUAGCGAUACCAAGAAUCAUAAACUGACGUUAAAUCUUCAAACCCGUGUCCUUCACUUCAUUUCGAGGGAGGCACCUGUCGUCUCGCCGCUCACCUGUUGUCGCCAUCGAUGGCGGCUCACCGGUAGAAAAGCAGGCGACAAAAGUGCGUUGAAGGGGGAACAGCAACAGGACAAGCGGGACCCACCGGCGAGGACGUUCUGUCAUGGAUCUCCUGGACUCGGGACAGAAGUUCAGUCCGAGACGGGACAGUGACUGGGACACGACCUUCCAGUUUCUGCCGGCCACAGACCCCAAGCAGCUGGAGAAGAAACCAGGCCGCAGGAAGAAGCUGUGGGUGGGAGUCGGCCUGGUGCUUUCAGCCGCCGCGGUGGCUCUUCUGACCGGAAUGCUCGUCUGGCACUACCACUUACGUAGUGACGUGAGAGUGAAGAGAGUUUACAUCGGCGCGAUGGGAAUCAGUCAGCAGCGCUUCCUGCCGGCGUAUGAAGAUCCCAGCAGUCCACAGUUUACUGACCUGGCCACUCUGGUCAGCCAUCAGCUGAAGCUAAUUUAUUCCAAAAACUCUGUGUCGGCCAAAUACUUUCAAGGCUCCACGGUCCAGGCCUUCAGUGAGGGAGACGACGGCGGUGAAAGCCUCGUGGCCUACUACGAGUCAGAGUUCGACGUCCCCGUCCCCCAGCAGACUUCGCUGGAUGAAGCCAUCGAGUCUCUGGAGCCGCCGGCAGAAAGUCAAAAGGGACGACUGCUGCUGAAACCUGUCGACGCUCUGAGCGUUAACAGCGUCAUCUCACGAGCUAUAGAUCCGCGCAUGUCGAGAACCUCUUUAUAUGCGAGGAAGUCCUUCAACAUCCACGUCAGCGAGGCAGGAUCUGUCCAGUCUCCGGGGUUUCCAGACUCUUCGUACCCACCAAACGUCUACCUGCAGUGGAGGCUUCGGGCCGACCCCGGCCACAGAGUGUGGCUGGACUUCAACACCCUGAUCCUGGAAGACGACUGUCAGCAAGACUUCAUCAAAAUCUACGACUCGCUGGCCCCGAUCGAGCACAGCGCUCUGACAGAACAGUGUGGUUACCCUCACGAAUCCCUCUCCUUCUUGUCCUCCGGAAACGUCAUGUUGCUGACGCUGGUCACCAGCGAGGAGAAGAACUUCCCUGGCUUCAGAGCAAACUACUCACAGAUUCCUCUGACGGAACAAAAGUGUGGUGGUAAACUGACUGGAAACAAAGGCUCCUUCUCCUCACCUUUCUUCCCGUCCAACUAUCCUCCACAAGCCACAUGUGUCUGGAAAAUCGAGGUCCCGGAGGAAAAGUUUUUGAAGGUUCAGUUCAACAAGUUCCUCAUGGGAAAUCAAAGCAUCCAGUGUCCCAACGAUUACGUUAAAGUUGACGAUCAAAGACUGUGUGGCAGGAAGUUAAAAAGCACAGUGAUCACCAGAGAAAGCAACAUGAUGACCGUCCAGUUCAGCUCGGACUCGUCCUACGUUGACCAGGGCUUCACCGCCGAGUAUGAAGCCUUUGUGCCAACCAACCCUUGUCCUGGGAGGUUCCAGUGCACCAACAACCUGUGCAUCAACGGGACUCUGCAGUGCGACGGCUGGAACGACUGCGGAGACGGCAGCGACGAGGACGGCUGCGAGUGCGAUGUGACUCAGAUGAAGUGUAAAAACGGACGCUGUAAACCAAAGUUCUGGGAGUGUGACGGGUCUGACGACUGUGGAGACAACACGGAUGAACUAAACUGUGAAAAGUGUAAACUAGGAGAGUUUUCCUGCAGAAAUGGCCACUGUGUCCAUAAGACGUUGAAGUGUGACGGAAAAGACGACUGCACCGACGGAUCUGACGAAUCCAAAUGUGAAAAAUCUCUGGUGCUGCAGCAGUGUUCAGAGUUCACCUACCGCUGCAGGAACGGACGCUGCAUCAGCAAACUGAACCCACAGUGUGAUGGCGAGCAGGACUGUGAGGACGGCUCAGAUGAAGACGACUGCCAAUGCGGGACGAGGCCGUACCGGAGCUCGCGUAUCGUGGGUGGUCAGGUGUCGCGGGAGGGCGAGUGGCCCUGGCAGGUCAGCCUCCACAUCAGGGGUACGGGUCACGUGUGCGGAGCCUCUGUGCUAAGUCCCCACUGGCUGUUGACCGCCGCUCACUGCGUCCAAGACACGGGAGCAAACAAGUACUCGCAGGCGGACCAAUGGGAGGCCUUGUUGGGUCUGCACGUGCAGAGUCAGACCAACGAGUGGACUGUUAGGAGGAACUUAAAGCGGAUCGUUGCCCACCAGGACUAUAACCCCCUUACCUACGACAACGACAUUGCCCUGAUGGAGCUGGACAAGGAGGUCACCCUGAACCAGAACAUCUGGCCCAUCUGCCUGCCCUCCCCCUCCUAUGAUUUCCCAGCAGGCCAAGAGGCGUGGAUCACCGGCUGGGGAGCCACCAGAGAGGGAGGCAUGACCGCGACUGUCCUGCAGAAGGCGGAGGUUCGGAUCCUCAACAGCACGGUGUGUAAGCGUCUGAUGAACGACGAGGUCACGGACAGGAUGAUGUGUGCCGGAGUCCUCAAAGGAGGCGUGGACGCCUGUCAGGGCGACUCCGGCGGUCCGCUGUCAGUCACCGGCCCCAGUGGGCGGGUCUUCCUGGCCGGCUUGGUGAGCUGGGGCGACGGCUGCGCUCGCAGGAACAAACCCGGCGUCUACACCCGAAUCACCAAAUACCGCAGCUGGAUAAAGGAGAAGAGCGGAGUGUAGCAGCAGAGCAUCAGACGGGUCUUCUGAUAUUUAUUACAGCAGGUGAAUGUUCACUCUGGUAGUUUUUAUAUUUUUCUGGUUUCAAAACCUAAAUACUGUAAAAUGAUCUAUAUUCCCAGCAGAAUCAGCUGCUUCUGCAAAAAAACAACAACACAUUCAGUGAAAACUCCAGUAUGUGACCAUGUUAAGAACCAGGGAUAUUUUGGGUCAAUAUUUUUGCUGUGAAUUUCUUUGACGGGGUAAUUUUCAUCAGGUUUCCAUUUCAUUUUUAAAUGAAACAUUGAUGUUUUCCUUUUGAAACUCAUUUUAACGGUUUUGUAAAUAUUGAGAAAAAUGUUUUUAUAUAAACUACUCGCCGCCUCAAAGCUCAUUAUGACAAUCUCCUCUCAGGUUUAACAGGCUCAGUAUUGGCACUCGGUAGAACUCAUCCAACUCCCUAAAUUCAAUCAAGCCACCAAAUUGCACACACUCAGAUAUCAGUCCCCUUAUUUAUAUCGUUAAGAUGAUUAAUUCCGUGGGAAAUUGGUGAAAAAAUACAAUGUUAAAGACCGGAUCCCGUUCAAAAUGCCAUGGAUUCUUUCUUGGCCCAUGUCCCAUCCGUCCACCAAGGAAACCUGUUCUGAAGUUUUUGUGUAAUCCUGCUGACAAAACGGACAGGGAUUAAAAUAUAAAACCUCCUUGGCCGAUGUAACCAAGUUCGCAGUUCAGGUUAUCAGGACGGUAAAUGUUAUGUUCAGUGAAGCCUGAUGAAGGAAAACAUAGUGUGGAUAUGUUGAACUUGCUUCGUUGUGCUGAUCUUGAUUGAAAAUGCCAUGCGGUCUUAAUUUGGAAUAAAUUAAUUAAUGGUCUUUCUUAUUGUCAAACACAUUUUUUUACUCUUUAUUGUCAAUAUUAAUCAUAAAUUGUAAAAAAAAUUGUAUCAAUAGAUUAUGAUUUGUUAUCUCUAAUUUGGGUGUUUUUCAUCUGAAACGAAAAAUCGGUCGGUUUCUUAUUUCUAUAUAUAGCUCAAAAAAAUGAAUCCAGUGUGCUGUUAUAUAAAUGAUUAAAUUAAUCCUCAGGGAACCAUCCUUGGUCCCCUGAGGAUUGACACAACACUUGUUAAAAACCAUGGCUCCUCCAAUGAUGUUCUUUGAAGCUCAAUUUGCCACCGUGGUUUUGUAAAAUAAGGGCUACUUUUCAAAGUUAUCAAAACAAAAAAGAAAAAGAUGCAUAAUUAAAAAAAAAGAAUUGCAUUGAAACUUGUUGUCAGUCAAUAUUUAAUAGUUGUGGGCCACAUUAAUAAUUAUGUGGCCCAAUUUUGAAAAUCAAACGUGAUUACCUUGAAAAAAGUAUUUAUGUUGUAGAUUUAAAGCUGCGUAAAGCAGCUUGUUUCUGUUAGUUGUUUUUUGUAUUAAUAUUUUGUUUGCAGUGAAAUGUCUGCGGAUUGUAUUUAUUUGUACAGUGUUUUUUAACAGCUGGUUUCACAUCUGUCUUUGCUUUUAUACUAGUUAAAUGUUAAGUUUGGGAUGCAGGAAUAUGAACAAUUUAUGCAUUUAUAUUAAAGGAUGAGGCUUGUAGUCGCAGAAUGAAAGAAUUGUUAAACUAUUUUUAUUUUCUCAGAUAAGUGCGUUGAUUUCUUUGCUGUGGCAGCAUAUUCAUCACUGUGGAAGGAAAACUGAGGGAACUCUAAUGUGACUCUCUUAUUCUUUAAGCCUGGUUAAGUUGUAUUUGAGGGGUUUUUUUUUAUAUUCAUCUCAAGAUUUUAGAGACACAGGUUGAGAUAAUGAGCAAUUUAAUUAACUGAUUUUAUGUGGCUGAAACAAGCCAGGGCUUAAGUUGCAAAUUCUUUGAUGAAGGUACAUGCUUUUGUUAUUUUUAAUGGAAUUGAAUGUUUCCCCUUUUUGGGAGUAACUGGCAAAGCUCAUGCAAUAAAACAUGUAUAAACAAAAUGCAAUCACA
Molecule: messenger RNA, 4842 nt
Organism: Scophthalmus maximus (turbot)
Lineage: Eukaryota; Metazoa; Chordata; Actinopteri; Pleuronectiformes; Scophthalmidae
Product: suppressor of tumorigenicity 14 protein
Exons: 19
Coding region: 367-2904 (845 amino acids)
Biological process (GO): proteolysis; acrosome reaction
Molecular function (GO): serine-type endopeptidase activity; protein binding
Source: RefSeq, a predicted model, not a curated record